Messenger RNA from Medioppia subpectinata, 2421 nucleotides. The record is from the annotation of a GenBank genome assembly. NCBI's taxonomy places the organism in Eukaryota, Metazoa, Arthropoda, Arachnida, Sarcoptiformes, Oppiidae.
UGUGUUGGCGCCCACAUCACCACUAAUGGCGCUCGUAUUCAACCAACAAUAAGAUAUGCACAACACAGUGUGCAGCCAAACAUUAAAGUAGUGAAUGAACUUCAAGACAAACUCAGAGAGAAUGUUGUUUUAGAUUUGCCACAAAUCGUUGUUAUCGGCGGUCAGUCUUCGGGAAAGUCUAGUGUUUUAGAGUCUAUCGUUGGCCGAGAUUUUCUACCCCGAGGGUCGGGUAUUGUCACCCGAAGACCACUCGUUCUACAAUUGAUAUGCGAUAAAAAUAUCACUAAACCGUUCGGAGAAUUCCUUCAUUCGCCGGGAAAACGAUUUGAGAGUUUCAAAGAAAUACGCGAUGAAAUCACAGCUGAAACCGAUAGAGAGGUUAAGGAAAGCCGAGGAAUAUCAUCAAAACCGAUUAAUCUGAAGAUCUAUUCGCCGGAUGUGUUGGAUCUAACUCUUGUAGAUCUGCCGGGAAUGACAAGAGUGGCCGUUGGGAACCAACCCAAAGAUAUUGAAGUAUUGAUUGAAAAUAUGGUUUUGGAGUACAUUGAAAGAGAUAAUUGUUUGAUACUAGCGGUUACUGCAGCCAAUCAGGAUUUGGCCACUUCUGAUGCCCUUAAACUGGCCGAAAGAGUUGAUCCAAGCGGUGAUCGAACCAUUGCUGUUCUGACAAAACUGGAUCUAAUGGACAACGGAACUAAUGCAAGAGAUAUUUUAAAUGGCAAACACGAUAUCCGAUUGAAACGAGGUUUUAUUGGUGUCGUUAAUCGAUCCCAAAAAGAUAUCAAUGAAAAUAAAGACAUUACGAAAGCGUUGGCCGACGAAAACCAGUUCUUCGCCAAACAUCCGGCUUAUGGGCCAGAAAUGGCCAAACGGUUGGGUAUUAAAUACCUUCAGGAAUAUCUACAACAGGAGCUGUCAAACCAUAUCUCCCGAAAAUUGCCGCCUUUGAAGACUAAAUUAGACUCAAAACUGCGCGAAACUAACGAUAAAAUAGAGAAAAUGGAGAUUCCCUUAGAAGAUGACGACAAAGAGGGACUUCUCUCUGAAAAUAGCCGUAAGUUUCUCGAGUUGUUUGAGAGUUCAGUCGGAGGAAAGGUAUGGAAAGUGAAUGUGACUGAAUUGAGCGGCGGAUCAAAGAUUAAUCUACUGAUGAACGACACGUUUGCCAAAGAAGUGGACGNGGAGGAAAGCGGCGGAUCAAAGAUUAAUCUACUGAUGAACGACACGUUUGCCAAAGAAGUGGACGACUUGUUUGCUGAUGAAAAUCGCUUGAGUCGUGAGAUCGUGACAGCCGUUCAAAACGCUUUCGGUACUCGUUUGGGACUUUUCGUACCCGACACUGCCUUUGUCUCAUGUGUUGAGAAACAAAUAGAGUACUUCAGAAGACCAGCACUGGAUUGUGUGGAUUUGGUAACCGAUGAGAUUAUUACGACAAUCAACAAAUGCGCUGAUAAGAUAAAAUCGCAUCAAAACAUAAGGAAAAUAUUCACGGAUUUAACGGUUGAAUCUAUUCGUAAAUCUAAUAAAAGAUGUAAGGAUUGUGUCGAGCAUUUUGUCGAAACAGAGAUGUGCUAUACGAAUACAAUUCACGAGGAUUUUCUCAAAAUGAUCGGUGAAGUAAAAACUGCGUCCAUAGCUGACGCCCAGUUGAAAGUGUCGGCACAAGUGGUUCAGCAGACCUUAAAAUCAGAUUGGAUUUCAUACAAGAAGACUAAAUAUUGGUUUGUUCUGAAAGGAAACACUCUUUCCUGGUUUAAAGACGACACACUUAAGGACAAAAAGAGUACAAUUAAUUUGAGUGGUUCUCACUUUAAGAGCACAGAAUCCGAUCACUCAGUGAUUAUCGUCUUAUCAAAAACUAAUAGGAAACUUACUCUAUCGCUGAAUAAGAUAAACGAUGUCGAGUUAGUAUUCCCUACGGAAGAGUUGGCCUUAAAGUGGAGCGUAUGGUUAGAGGAGGCGGGGGUUAAGCCGAGUUCGGGUGACAAUCAAACCACGAUCUCUAACGGCGACAAUGAGUCGGUGUCUAACAUGUCUUUGAAGGUUAAUUCGCAAUCGGACCUCAGUAUAGGUGCCGGCGAUGAAGACAUGGCUUUUCCCGAACAUAUGGCCACACAAGUGGACGAAGUGAAGAGAUUAGUCAAUGCAUACAUUGUUAUAAUGAAGAAGACUUUCAAGGAUCGUUUGCCAAAACUAUGUCAAUACGAGUUAAUAGACUCUACGUGUAAAUACAUUGGCACUAAACUUCAGGUACAGAUUCGCAAACAGUUCCCAUCCAUUGAUGAUAUCAUAGGCGAUGAUCCAAACAAAGCCAUUAGAAUUGAAUUACAGAAUUUGAAACAACAAUAUAUUGAAGGAAUUGAGAUAAUGGAUAAGUUCUCUAAGCUAAAGUCUAGUUUAGAGUCUACAGAAUCUACAGAA